GAGAAGCGGCGAAUCAAAAUGCAGCAGCUUCAGCCUUGCCUGGCGCGGGACAAUUUGAAUACAGUGGCGGAGCAUCUGGCUCGGCUGAGGAGAGCUCGGCAGCCCUGAGGUGCAGGGGCUCAGGUAAGAAGAUGUCAGCUUUUACUCCAAGGAAAAGGAAGCAGAAUUCUUUGAACUGUGACAGCCUAUUAUCUGACAUUCCAUCAAAGAAAUUAAUUUUGGAUUUUACUGAAAAUAUAUUUUCAUCACCUAGUAAAAAAUACAUUUGUCAGAGUAAUGAAGAAAAUGUGCAUUGCUCUCAACAAGGCCAUUUCACUUCAAGUCUGCUCAAAACAACUAAAAAAGAUAGAUUACCAUCAGCAAAUCAAGGUUCACCUUUUAAAUCUUGUGUGUCUACUGUAUCCUUUUACAACAAAAAUACUAGUAAGUGUUACCUCAAUCCAUUGGAGAGAAAGAUGAUAAAAGAGAGUAGAUCCAUUUGUCUAAAAACUAAUAAUGAAGAUACAUCUUUUCCCAGUGUGACAGAAAAAAAGCAAGAAAAACCAAUCUGCUCCAAGAGGAUGAAGAAAAAACCACAGAAGAGUUUAACUGCUAAGUGUCAACCAAGUUAUAAGUGCAACAAGCCUGUAUCAAAGAAUUCUAAAAAUUCCAAGCAAAAUCGAGUGGCCUACAAACCAAUUGUAGGGAAAGAGAAUAGUUGUUAUUCAGCUGAAAAUAAUUUAAAUGCUCCUCGAGUUCUAAGCCAAAAAGUCAAACCACAAGUAACACUCCAGGGUGGAGCAGCAUUUUUUGUUAGGAAAAAAUCCUCUCUUAGAAAAUUGUCUCUGGAAAACAAGCCAUUACUGGGACUCAACCAAGAGAAUAAAUCAGAAGUGAUUAAAGAUUCUGAUGUAGAGACUGUCAAUGAAAGAAAAAGUUUUGAGACAAGGCAAGUGCCAAAGUGCCUGUUGCUAGAAAAGGAACUGAACAUUGAGCUGCUGGGUAUAAGAAAUAAAAAUGAAGAGAAAUUAAUAAAGCUCCAGGAUUCAUCAAGUGAAGCAGUUUCUUCAAGGGAGUAUAAACCUGAAGAAAAUAAGUGUUUUUCUUCAGGAGAUUCUCACAGUGAAAACAAGGCAGUUUCGUCUGAAUCCAUUGUCUAUCCCAUCUUCAGUGCGUCUUCAGUCAAUACAAAAAGAUCUCUAGUUGGAGAACAGUCUUCUGUGGCAUCCAUCACACCUAACUUUUUGAAACAGACCAAUACACAGAAAAGUAUUAAUGCCAGAGAUGCAAACAAAGAAACGAAAAACCAGCUCAUCAUUGAUGCAGGUCAGAAACAUUUUGGAGCCACCAUGUGUAAGUCUUGUGGCAUGAUCUAUACUGCCUCCAACCCUGAAGAUGAACUGCAGCAUGUUCAGCAUCACCACAGAUUUCUGGAGGGAAUCAAAUACACAGGCUGGAAAAGAGAACGCGUAGUAGCAGAGUUUUGGGAUGGGAAAAUUGUGUUGGUCCUGCCACAUGAUCCAAGUUAUGCUAUCAAAAAGGCAGAAGAAGUACAAGAACUUGUCGAUAAUGAGUUGGGCUUUCAGCAAGUUGUUCCCAGAUGUCCAAACAAAACCAAAACAUUUCUCUUUAUAUCUGAUGAAAAGAAAGUAGUUGGGUGUUUAAUUGCAGAGCCCAUCCAACAGGCCUUCCGUGUCCUGUCUGAACCAACCAGUCCAGAAUCCCCAAGCUCUAAAGAAUGUCAUAGGGCUUGGCGAUGUUCAAAUGUACCAGUACCUGCAGUCUGUGGAAUAAGUAGGAUCUGGGUCUUCAGAUUUAAGAGAAGAAAGCGCAUUGCAAGACGACUGGUAGAUACGCUCAGGAAUCGCUUCAUGUUUGGCUGUUUUCUCAGCACUAAUGAAAUAGCAUUUUCUGACCCAACACCAGAUGGCAAGUUAUUUGCAGCCAAGUACUGCAACACCCCUAAUUUCCUUGUAUACAAUUUUAAUAGUUAAAACCAAUUCCAACAAUACAAUUAUUAUUAUAUGGGUGAGUUAAGACAGUUUCUUAUCAUAUAAUAACUACUUUGCAAAUGUCAAAAUAAAAAUACUGAACCACAUGCACACACACACAACCUGGCUGUUUUAUUCCUUAUGAAUUGAAAAGUCAGGGAUAGAUUUCUUGAAAAUUAUCUGGAGAUUCAAAGAAAGGAAAAACCUUUGGAUGAUGUAUACUGACACACUCUGAAUCCUUAAUUAUGAAACUUUGUAGUAACUUUGGAAAAUUACUUGCCCCUUACAUAGGAUCACUGACAUGUUUUCCAUAGAACUGUGACCACUUACAUUUUAUUAAGCACUUUUGAACCAGAAUUAUCUCAUGCUUAAUCAGAAGCAAACAGGAAA
This is a messenger RNA of Myotis daubentonii (Daubenton's bat), 2360 nucleotides long. RefSeq names its product establishment of sister chromatid cohesion N-acetyltransferase 2 (gene ESCO2). The record is from RefSeq and is a predicted model, not a curated record. Gene Ontology annotation, molecular function: protein-lysine-acetyltransferase activity. Gene Ontology annotation, cellular component: chromatin; nucleus. NCBI's taxonomy places the organism in Eukaryota, Metazoa, Chordata, Mammalia, Chiroptera, Vespertilionidae. Gene Ontology annotation, biological process: mitotic sister chromatid cohesion.